Macroventuria anomochaeta is the source of this 1443-nucleotide messenger RNA. RefSeq names its product trans-2-enoyl-CoA reductase-like protein. The coding region runs from base 59 to 1282 and encodes 407 amino acids. The record is from RefSeq and is a predicted model, not a curated record. Gene Ontology annotation, molecular function: trans-2-enoyl-CoA reductase (NADPH) activity. Gene Ontology annotation, biological process: fatty acid metabolic process. Lineage: Eukaryota; Fungi; Ascomycota; Dothideomycetes; Pleosporales; Didymellaceae. The transcript has a single exon. Gene Ontology annotation, cellular component: mitochondrion.
CAAUCACCCGAGAGCUCCAAACAUCUCUCCAGACGUCAAACCUCUCUCCUCGGCACCAAUGGCUUCAACCCUGUUUUUGCCCGCGCCGGGCAUCGCGCGGACAUGCGCUCGAACAACCACUCGCUUCGCUGCGCCGCGGUCGCUACUUCCACUUGCUCAACGCCGCAACAUUUCAGCGUACGGCUACGAGCAGGCCAAAGCCCUCACAUUUUCUGAAUAUGGUGAGCCGCCAUCCGUCCUCUCUCUGCACGGGCACUCGAUCUCGCCGCCCCAUGGUGAUAAGAUGACCCUCCGCUUCCUUGCCUCGCCCAUCAACCCGGCCGACAUCAACCAGAUCCAAGGCGUGUACCCAUCGAAACCGACCUUUACUACAGACCUCGGCACACCCAACCCCAUCGCAGUAGCUGGUAAUGAGGGAGUUGCUGAGAUCAUCGCGCUCGGCGACAAAGUGAAGAGUGCAGGAUACAAGAAGGGCGACUGGGUCUUCAUGAAGGGUCCUGGCUUCGGUACAUGGAGGACACACGCAUCGGCGACCACAAAUCAGGUCGUCAAGCUUGACGACACAAUGAGAGAGGGCAUAACCGCUAUUCAGGCUGGCACUGUUAGCAUCAACCCCUGCACCGCAUACCGCAUGAUCACCGAUUUCACUACUCUGCAACCGGGCGAGUGGUUUAUCCAGAAUGGAGCGAACUCAGGCGUUGGCCGUGCGGCAAUCCAGCUAGGCAAGAAAUGGGGACUCAAGAGCAUCAAUGUGAUCCGUUCGCGUGACGACAAAGCUGCGGAAGACAAGCUGAAGAACGAUCUCAAGGCGCUCGGCGCAGACAUCGUCAUCACAGACGCCGAACUGCAAGCCCAAGGCAUCCGCGACCAAGCCAAAGAGUGGACAAACGGCGGUCGCGGGAAGAUCAGACUAGCGCUGAACUGUGUAAACGGCAAAGCCGCAACCGCAAUGGCGAAACUACUCUCUUCAUCUGCACACUUCGUCACAUACGGCGCUAUGUCGAAGCAGCCGCUGACCAUUCCUGCAUCAAUGCUUAUCUUCAAGGACAUCCAUUUCCACGGCUUCUGGGUCAGUCGAUGGGCGGAGAAGAACCCCGAGGAUAAGAUCAAGACUGUGAGUGAUGUGCUGGACAUGACAAGGAAGGGCGAGUUCAAGGACACACCGUUUGAUCAGAUCAAGUGGGAUUAUGAGACGAAGGGCGAUGAGUUGAUUGCGAAGGUCAAGGAUACUCUUGAGGGGUAUCGGGAAGGAAAGGGUGUCUUUGUGUUUGGCAAGACAUAAACACGCUGUCCAGAGCUUGUGUAGAUAUGUUGUAAGGAUUUAUCGCGUUGUACAGCUGCAUCGACUUCGUCAAAACUUGCCAGUAUUGGGCCUGCAUCCUGCCGCAGCUCGAAGCGGGGAAAAGACCAGCCACAACUAUCGAGCUCAACUCUAUCCUUGCA